Molecule: messenger RNA, 3016 nt
Organism: Portunus trituberculatus (swimming crab)
Lineage: Eukaryota; Metazoa; Arthropoda; Malacostraca; Decapoda; Portunidae
Product: haloalkane dehalogenase-like
Exons: 3
Coding region: 749-1807 (352 amino acids)
Molecular function (GO): epoxide hydrolase activity
Source: RefSeq, a predicted model, not a curated record
CCCUUCUCCCCGACACACACGCCCCGAAUCCCGAGAAGAUUGUGAGGCGUUCCCUCCCUGAAGAAGAAGCUGAAGGAGGGUCGCAGCAGUACGUAGCAGCUUGUGAAGUAAUAAUUAGUGGUUUACAUGGCAUAAGGAAUACGAAUGACUAUAACAAAAUUGUGCCUUAUAAGGAAAGAAGACUGUCACAUCGUCACCUAAACACAAACACGUCUUUAAUGAGAUGCAGGUGAAAACCAGCUGGUUUUCUUUUGACGACACGUAAACAAGACUUGCCAUAUCACGGUGCGGAGUUAACCAAGUGAGCUGAGUGAGUGAAAAUAAGAGAGACAAGUGAGUCAGUUCAUAAAGGAGUGCUUCUCUAUCAUAUAUUGGUUAUCUGUCGGACAAUCUCGCACGGGUAGCCCAUAUAACACACACACACACACACACACUGGCCUCUGGUGGGAGCAGUAAAGUCUCGUGGACCACUAUGCAAUACGAGAAGGUAGACCAGGCAGCAAAAUUAAUCACAUUUAGAAUAGAUAUGUUCACAGACAAACUGGAACCUCAGUCGUGAGAAGAUCCCAUACAAGACGGAACAGCAGCAGCACAAAAAAAGUCAAGGUUCAAAAGUCAGACUAAUUAAGAUAGCGGGCUUAUCAUAGGGUCUUAAAGUGAUGGAGGAGUUGCCAUAGAUAUCUGCCACUCCACUGGUUACUGGGAUAAGGUGUGAGAGUCAGCUGUUGGUCUGCAGGAGAGGAGCAUCAUGGGGCAGAUGAAGCGUUACUUCAAGCGCCUGGUGGUGUUCCCUGCCAUCAUCAUCACCUUCCAGUGCCUCUACCUCCUGAGGAAGGCAGUGGAAGUUGUGGCGAGUGUCCUGCGGCCAGUGAGGCACCCAGCGGUGGUCAGGACGCCAGAGGAGUGUUUUAAGGGAUUGGAAGCCUUGGGGUACUCCUUCAGACCAAACUAUGUGGAGCUGCCAGUCGGGGGAGGGAAGAUGCUGCCCAGGGUGCACUACAUUGAUGAAGGGCCAAGAGAUGCCAGCGAGACCAUCCUUUGUCUGCAUGGGGAGCCCAGCUGGUCCUUCCUGUACCGUCACAUGGUGCCGGGCCUGGUCAGGGCCGGCUACCGUGUGGUGGUGCCAGACUUCAUAGGGUUUGGCAAGUCUGACAAGUUCACUCACCCUGAGAGCUACAGCCAUGAGUUGCACUGCAUGACCCUGCGGCUGCUGCUGGACCACCUGAGGCUGCGAGACAUCACACUGGUCUGCCAGGACUGGGGGGGCCUCACAGGGCUCCCUGUGGUCAGGGACUGCUCACACCUGUUCUCCCGCUUGGUCAUCAUGAACACUGGCCUGCCUGUGGGGACCAGCAGGUCUGAGAAGCUCAUGCAGGCAAUACCAUUCCUGGUGUGGCGCACCUUCUGCCAGAUGGUGGGCACCGCACUGCCAGUGGGGCGGCUCUUCAACAUGGCCCUGGUCAACCCCAAGCCUGAAGUGGUGAAGGGGUAUGAAGCGCCCUUCCCCUCAUCCCUCCACAAGGCUGGGGCAGCUCAGUGGCCCCUGCUGGUGCCCCUCACUGCCAACACACCUGUUGCUGCAGACAUGCAGGCCACCAGGGACUUCCUGGCCAAAGUGUGGAAGCGGCCAGCACUGGUGAUGUUCUCUGAUGGGGACCCCAUCACCCGGGGCCAGGAGAAGGUCUUCCUUCGCCUGAUGCCUCACGCCUGCACCAAGACUGUCUGUGGUGCAAAACAUUUCCUGCAGGAGGACAAAGGGGAGGAGCUCACAGCACACAUUGUCAGCUUCAUUGGGGACAAGCUGUAGGCUGCAUUGGUGGCGGUGUGUGUGGAAACCGUCCUGGCCCAGCACUCUCACUCUGCCUCUCUAUCCUGUGUAUCCAUAUCUAUGCAACAAAUGUUCCCAUCCUCAUCUUAUGCUGAAAAUGUUGUGAUGAAUUACAUUGGGAUUCAUUUAUGGAUGGACAGCUUCAGUUUUCAUAUUAUGAAGAUCAAAUUGAUAAAUGAAUAGAUAUGACAACCACAGUAUUAAUCAAUUGCUCAGAUCUUCCAAUCACAUAAGGAAUACUUUCUUAAUCAGUCAGUUUUUAUCAGCACUUGAUUGCCUUGUAAGCCUAAUAUUGUAUUAUCAUAAUUAGGGAAGAAAAAUGAGAAAAAAACUUCUCUUACAUUGACCACAGUAGGUAACAAGAAACCACAUCCUUAGUAUUCUCCAUAAAAGCAAAAAUAAAUAAAUGAAUAAAAAGUAGAUAAAUAAAUAAAUAGAAAAUAAAUGAAAAUGAUAAAUUAAUGAAUAAGUAUAUGUGUUUGUAAUCUUCUUCCUUGAUAUGUUGACCAUUGAGAACAGGAACACAAGGAUGAAUCUAAACUAUCAUAGGGAGCACACAGGAAAGAACAAACACCAAGGGAAAUGCAAGACACUAGCCCUUAUCUUCAUGAACAACUCACUAGUCACUGUAAGCACCAUGUAAUUUAUAGUAUGUAAACAAAUGUCUGUGUGUCAGGUACUGGUAGCUGAACAGUGUCUCGCUGCAGAAAGAUUAAUGCAUAGGUGGGUGAUACUCAAGUCCCUCUGCUCUGUUCCUUUCAGUUGUCUUUCAUGAUGUACAGGAGAGGUGCUGACUGUUCUUCCAAACUGGCUGAGUGUCUCUCUUUACUGCAGGGAGAUAAUUCACCAGGAACUGUAUGUGAUCAACUGAGCUUGUGAAAUAGGUAAUGAAUUUUUUUGUCAAAGGUAGGUGUGAAGGGAAUGUUUAUUAGAAUACAUUGUUUGUUACACAUGAAUGAAGAACUCGGAUGCUGCCUUGUGUAGAUCAAGUGGGUGUGUGCAGCUUCUUUAUUUUCUUAGAAGAAUUACUAUAGCAAUAUAGUUGCCAUAUACUAAGCUGAGGUACAAGCCAUGUCUCCUGCCUCUUCUUUUCAGCCUGGGAUCUUAUUAAUGCACUCACAUUUGCUGUGAAAGGAGGGAGUGUAUUAUUCUGUAACAUCAUGACAGCAAUUAAAAGAGACAAGUGUU